Messenger RNA from Puccinia graminis f. sp. tritici CRL 75-36-700-3, 763 nucleotides. RefSeq lists its product as uncharacterized. Gene Ontology annotation, cellular component: cytoplasm. Gene Ontology annotation, biological process: protein deubiquitination; ubiquitin-dependent protein catabolic process. NCBI's taxonomy places the organism in Eukaryota, Fungi, Basidiomycota, Pucciniomycetes, Pucciniales, Pucciniaceae. The record is from RefSeq and is a predicted model, not a curated record. Gene Ontology annotation, molecular function: cysteine-type deubiquitinase activity. The transcript is spliced from 6 exons. The coding region runs from base 35 to 763 and encodes 242 amino acids.
ACUCUGAUACUGGAUAACUGAUUACACACACAAGAUGCGUUGGCUCCCGUUAGAAUCCAAUCCGGAGGUGAUGAAUGCCUGGUCAUCAGCUCUAGGCCUGUCGACCGACCAAGUGAGCUUCACGGACGUCUACGGACUCGACGCGGAACUACUGGCGAUGGUCCCCAAGCCGGUCUAUGCGGUUCUAAUGCUUUUCCCGAUCUCGAAGGAGUACGAGGCGGCACGGGCGGCCGAACAUGCACGGAUAGUAGAUCAGGCCGGUGGAGCGCUCAAGUCCGACGAACGACUUAUCUUUAUCAAACAGACAAUCAGCAAUGCAUGUGGCACGAUCGGCCUUCUCCACGCGUUAGCCAACAAUUCCGAGAUCCCGAUCACUGAGGGACCAUUGACCAAGUUCUUGGAACAGUGUCGGGCUAAGAGCCCCUCUGAGCGUGCACAGCUAUUGGAGGAUGAUUGUGCGAUUGCUGAUGUACAUGCUGAUCAGGCACAGAGCGGACAAUCUAAGGUUCCUAGUUCAGAUGAAGAGGUCAACUUGCACUUUGUCUGUUUUGUCAAGAAGAUCGCACAGCCAGACCGACCAGAAGCAGAGCCCGCCCGAUUGGUUGAGUUAGAUGGCCGGAAGGCGUUUCCGAUCGACCAUGGUCCGAUCGCUCCGUCACAGGAUCUACUCGAAGCUGUGGUACCGGUGGUCAAACAGUUCAUUCAACUGUCUCAGGAUAAUGUGAACUUCAACCUGAUUGCACUCUGUCAAAAUUCUGCAUGA